UUCUUCUUGCUCCAAUCGUCCCAUUGUCUCAAAUCCUUAGAUUGGACGAUCCCUAGUCUCCGCACACUAUUUCCGGUCUCCCGCUGCAGACCCACUUGUAUAUAUUUUUUAAAGUGCCUCCGUUUCCCCAAUUUCCCGCACUUAAGUUUCUUUCGCUCUCCUUCACCUCCCCCACCCUCCCUCCUUCUUUGCCUUUCCCCGAUCUACCCGCAUUCAGCGCCGCAAUGAGUGACCGCGAUUCGCCGGAGCCUCCGUCCCCGUCCCGGCCGGGACUGGGUGACUUGAUCGCGGACAAAAGUUUCCUGACCUCUCGGAAGGGGCUGUUGUUGGCCGCUGAGGUGGUACUGUCCUUCAUCAUCUUCGUGUGCUACCUGGCAUCGUCCGUGGUCUCCCUGAUGACGGCUCCGCUGAUCGAGUUCCUGCUGGCUAUCUGCGCCUACUACAUGUAUGUGACAAAGUUCAUCGAGCGGUUCAGGGGCUUCCACUGUCCCCUGAUGGAUUUCAUCCGCUGUAUCUCUGCUGCCAUCAUUUACUUUGCCAUCUCCAUUUACGCCGUUACUAAAAGCAACUCAGCUUCAAAAGCAGCUGGGAUCUUCGGCUUCGUUGCAACUGUCGUCUUCGCCUUUGACUUCUACGGCAUCUUCAACCAACUGAUUGUCUUCCUGAACCCUCAGGAUCUCCCCACUCACACCGCCACCAUCAGGAAGGCCGCAGGAGACGACGUUGUCCCCUCAGACUCUGACAGCGAGUGAAGACAAGGAGCUUCCCUCCUCUUUCCCCAUCCAUCGCUCACUUCUGCCAGACCAGUGUAAUGUUUACAACAUAUGAUGCUCGUGUGCCAACUCUCACACCUCCUUCCCAACUGUGAACGCGGAUGGUGAGUGGUGGAGAUUUACCCUGGAGAUGUGGGUCAUCCUCACAGGACCUGCUGCCCUGUUUCCGUCUUCUCACACCGCCCUAAAUUGUCCGAACUCCUGUUGCAGGGUUAUGACCUGAAGCGUUGAUGACUCUCUCUCCCCCUCAGAUGAUGCUCGACCCGCAGAGUUGCAUCAGCAGAUUGUCUGUUGCUCCAGAUUCCAGCAACUGCAGACCCUCGUGUCUCCUCGUUCUACAUCUUUCUUGACUUCUGGUCAGUCUAGCUUUGCAAAUGUGUGUGCCAGCAGGAAGCAGAUUGCCCCCCUGUGACCUCCGAAGAAGCACUCAAUGUUAAACCAGAAACCUCAGGUCAAACGUGCCUUGUAUGGAAUCGCUGUGACUCUCUGCUGACCUAACGUUUCUGUGGAUCGAUGGAGCCACAGACAAAUUGUACAA
Molecule: messenger RNA, 1311 nt
Organism: Mobula hypostoma (lesser devil ray)
Lineage: Eukaryota; Metazoa; Chordata; Chondrichthyes; Myliobatiformes; Myliobatidae
Gene: cmtm3
Product: CKLF-like MARVEL transmembrane domain containing 3
Exons: 5
Coding region: 225-752 (175 amino acids)
Cellular component (GO): membrane
Source: RefSeq, a predicted model, not a curated record